CCGAAGGCGAAGUGAAGAAGCUUGGAUUAGAUUAUAUCGUCGACCUUGGUGACUCGUCGGUCGGUGGUCGGACAACCGUCGUGCUCGCACUGGAAGAGGAAGACCAUGUCGCCGCUCGUCUCCCCGACUGCUCUCAAAGCAGCCCCUCUCGCUCUCCUCCCUUCUUCCACUUCGUCGUUCUCUCCCUCUCGUCCUGCCGCUAUUGCUUCGUCAUCAUGGCUAUCAUUGUGGACCAAGGAACCCACUCAUUGUCAUCUGAAGUACAUCCGACCAUUUAGCAGCAGUAUGAUCUUGCCUGCCAAGAGAAGGGCUGUGAUGCUAAUCAAGCUAACGGAUGUCGAAGAGACUGCUCAGAAUGAUGGAGAGUAUUACUCGGACAGUGACAUUGGUGAUUUUCCGUUUGACACAUGUUGGUUGGAUGCAAAGCUUCAGCUGAAGCUUGAGCAGAAAAUGAGGAUGAAAGUACCGAAGAGGAUACGGCUUCGGAGGAAAAAACUUGUCCGCAAGAGAAGAAUGAGGAAGAAAGGUCGAUGGCCGCCCUCGAAGAUGAAGUAGUCGACCAAUUCUUUUACUCUAGUUUUGUUUCUGCGCCUUCUAUGCCUUAGAAGUUCAGGAGCAAGGCUUUUAUUGGCAUUGCGUCUUGUUCAUAGAGUACUCACAAUUGAAACCUGAUUAGUAUAGGUAGAAUCUGUCCAUUCUUUUCUUGCUCUUUCAUUUGAGAGCUCUCUAUCUGUUUAUCAGGAUUCGCUUCAUUCUCCAAUACUAUUUUUAUCCUCAAUCGUAUGAAAUGGCAUGUUGAAUCAAGUGA
This is a messenger RNA of Eucalyptus grandis, 808 nucleotides long. Its product is annotated as 50S ribosomal protein 5 alpha, chloroplastic-like. NCBI's taxonomy places the organism in Eukaryota, Viridiplantae, Streptophyta, Magnoliopsida, Myrtales, Myrtaceae. The record is from RefSeq and is a predicted model, not a curated record. The transcript is spliced from 2 exons. Bases 106 to 555 code for a protein of 149 amino acids.